CGGACACCGCCGAAUCAUAACAAUGUCAGCGUUUAUGAGGCUCUUAUGUCAGUUAUGACAUUGUCUUGACGUUGCCUGCGUUUCUGUCAUCAAAAUUAUUGUAGAUCUACUAGUAGCAGUAGGACAGGUGGCUUUUUUCAACCGCUAAGUUAGUUACUCUUUCAGCGUUCUCGGCGAUAUUUGUUCUGGCUAGUGAGUCUGCGAGCCUGCGAGCCGGUGUUCCAACUAAUUACUUGCAAGGCCAGUUGGUUGGUGCAGCGCUUGGUUUGUAUGAACACCGAUAUUACCCUGGACCGAUACUGCCGUCGGUCACAAUCUGGUAUCUCUGAAUGGAUUGCAAACGAACUGUAUCAGUUGCCCACGUCUUGUAGUCUUCAUUGGGUCACAAUACAUUAGUAGCCCGUAAUGAAGCUAGCAGGGCACUACUUGGAAUUAGUGGCUUGGAAACGCCAAUGUUCCGGCAAUGCUCCGUCGAAUUUAGCUGAAGCUAGCAGACUCAUGUGGCAGCGACAUUGCGGACAGAUGGGGAUGGUUGGUGGAUUGAAAAGUUGACCAUAGCAGUUGAUAGUAUUUCCUGCAGCAGCAGCAGCAGCAGAAGGAUGCAGCAGCUGUCUUGCACCAGUUACUUCUGAGCUCCCAGAGCGGUAACUCACCUUAGUCAUAGUGCAGACUGCACUGGCACCUCAGCAACGAACUAUUACUGUAUUAUUAUAUUACGCAUAGCCAACCCAGACUGGUUGCCAGACAUUAUAAUUAUAUCGUUGCAUGUGCUGGAGGCAAAAUGGCAGAUGGAAGAGCCGAAACGAAAUCCGCGUCUGAGGCUGGGAGCAACGUACAAGUAGGACAGUGGAGGAAGCAAUCAGGCCGUGCACUGUUGCAGCUCUGUGGAGCAUUCAUGUUAUACUGGGUCAGUUACGGAACUGAUCUGUCGGAUGGAAUCAUUUACGCCAGACUCAUUCUACCUCCAUGUGAUUCAUCGAACAACACUGUACGGCAGGAAAGUGGCACUGACAGGAGCAACGGGACAAUGGCGACUAGUACUUCCUGGACUGAUAUGGCCACAGCGAGGCUCAUCAUCUCUCCCUCUCCCUUGGUUCUGAACAAUGAGACGAAUCAGAGUGUACCCCUCCAGCCAUGUGGUGGAUUUGGUGAAGGUGCCUCAAGAACAGCUUGGAUCACAUCUCUAUCAUCAGCUGUGCGUGUUGGACUGGCAUUCAUGGGUGGUGUCUUCAUCGAUGCAUGUGGUGUUCGGGCGACGGUCAUUGUUUCCAGCGUCUUGUUCAGUCUUGGACUCGUCCUCAGUAGCUUUGGGACGCAGCUGUACCAUCUCUACUUGGCAAGAGGUAUCCUGUCAGGAAUGGCUUCAGGAGUUAUCUUCUCCACGCCAAUCCACUGUCUGGCCUUGUCAUUUGACAAUCAGAUUGCUCUGGCCACUGGAAUAGCCUACACUGGAUCGGGAGUUUGUGCCAUUGUGUAUGGGUAUCUCGGCAAGGAAGUGGUUUCUGCCGGCGAUUGGCGUUGGUAUUAUCGAAUGGUCGCUUUCUUUGGUCUGCUGUGCAUACCAGCAGUUUACCUAAUGGAUAUGAGGCCGCCUUCUCCUGAUAUCAAGAGCCCUCCAGACCAUUAUGCCGCAGAAGGGCAUCAAGAAACUGGUGUAAAGGUGGCAUGCUCACGGGUGCUUCAAAGAUUAAGGCAGGGAUUCCGAGACUUAUUUGAGUCGCUCAAGAAGGGCAGCGUCUUGUACCACGAUGUGAACUUCCUCCUGAUGAGUGGAUGUUACUUCCUGUAUGCCAUGGGAUAUUUCUUUCCUUUCAUUUCAUCGAGUCACCGUUCCAGAGCUCUUGGCAUACAGAGCUCCGAUGUGUAUCUGCAAGUGGCCUACAUUGGGUUUGGAACAAUAGCCGGUUUUCUUCUCUGUGCUGCAAACGGCCUAUUGCUCAUUAUGCGCUGUACUCUCUUCCAGGCCCUAUGUCUGGCUGUGAUGGGCUCAUCUAUGCUUCUAAGUAUCCUGGUCGAGACUGAGAGUAGCCUCACUGCCUAUAACAUAUUCUACUCUGUUAUCAGCGGUGCAUGCUCGGCAGCAUGUGGCCCGGCAGCACGUGAAGUGGUCUCGGCUGAGAUGACCGUGCACGCGUUUGGCCAUCUCUACCUGCUAAGCUUCCCAGCCAUGGCACUCGGCCCACCAAUAGCAGGAUGGAUUUAUGACCUUACUCAGAGCUAUACGCUGCCAUUGGUGUUUGGCGGUUUGGUGCUGUUCCUAGCAGCAGCCAUGAUACUCAUUGCUGAUGUUCGCAUCUAUCGACAGCGGAACCGAUCUGCAACAAUGGAUAAACGCAAGCAUUCAGAUGGCGCCAUUGCACUUACAGGUCGUCAGCUGCUCGACACCUGGGUUGAAACCAGCCUGUGAAACCGAGGCCAAGUUCUACAUCAGAGAUGCUGUUCCCGGUUUCAAAGCAGUUUUGGAUGGCACGUUUAUUGAUUCCUGGACGGAAAUGCAUCGCUAAGGCAUUAAUUUAUUCCAUAUACAUCUCCUGAGAUUUAAGAUGGUUGGUAUUCUUCGUCUUGAGCUUCAGUUCAACCUUAGAUUUUUUCCUUUAUCUCCCGCUACGUGCACAAUGAUAAUUGCUGUGUGAGCUGUUCACUCUUUUGCACUGCCACCUGUUGAGGUAUAAUAUUAUCAUCUAGACCCUCUAGUCUUAAAAUGUAAAUCACCGCAGCCACUUGAAUGCUGGUGUGAAGAUUUAAAACAGACAUUAGUAGUACAGGUAGUUGCUGUAUCUUGAUUUGACGUUGCUAGUCAGUGAGUUGUUUUCCAAUCCCUAUUUAAUUAACCUUGACCUAUGCUGGACAAGUCGUUUAAGUUUAAUGCAUACUAGACUUGUUCAUGCUCUGUAAAAAGAGACAGAAAACGGCUGCUGUGACAGUAUCUGCAGGGUCGUCCACAUCAA
This is a messenger RNA of Sycon ciliatum, 2948 nucleotides long. Its product is annotated as monocarboxylate transporter 9-like. The record is from RefSeq and is a predicted model, not a curated record. The coding region runs from base 782 to 2407 and encodes 541 amino acids. NCBI's taxonomy places the organism in Eukaryota, Metazoa, Porifera, Calcarea, Leucosolenida, Sycettidae. The transcript is spliced from 6 exons. Gene Ontology annotation, biological process: transmembrane transport. Gene Ontology annotation, cellular component: membrane. Gene Ontology annotation, molecular function: monocarboxylic acid transmembrane transporter activity.